GGCGUAACUUUUAACUCAUUUUAACAUUCCGCAGGUGAUCGUCACUCGGUCCAUCGCCGUCUCCCUCACUCUAUUCCCGUCCGUCACGGUCACAGUCCCGCGGUCUUUCCCCGCGGAAUUCCAAUUCUGGCUCUUUCUCUAACAUACCCACAUACACAUUCCAAUUCCCACAUCUCAAAUAUCUCUCUCUCUCUCUCUCUCUCUCUCUCUCUCUCUCUCUCUCUCUCUCGUCCUGGUUUCAUGGAUAUCCCAUUGCCGUUCUCCAAAUUAGCUUUAGGAUUGAUUGAUCAGGACGCUUCUUCAGGAACCACAGCCAAGGAGAAGAUAUAUGUAGUUCUAGUAGCGAACGGAAGCUUCAAUCCUCCUACAUACAUGCAUUUACGCAUGUUUGAGCUGGCAAGAGAUGCAUUGAAUGCAGAAGGCUAUUGUGUUAUUGGAGGUUAUAUGUCACCCGUUAAUGAUGCAUACAAGAAAGAGGGCCUUUUAUCUGCUGAGCAUCGUAUACAGCUGUGUCAUCUAGCCUGCAAAAGUUCCGAAUUUGUAAUGGUUGAUCCAUGGGAGGCAAGCCAAAGUACCUUUCAACGCAGUUUAACUGUUUUAUCUAGAGUGAAGAGCAUUUUAUGCGAGAGUGGAGUGGUAUCAAGAGAAUCCCUUAAGGUUAUGCUUGUCUGCGGUUCUGAUCUGCUCCAUUCUUUUGGCAUUCCUGGAGUCUGGAUUCCUGACCAGGUCAGGGCCAUAUGCAGCGAUUAUGGCGUGGUUUGCAUUCGCAGAGAAGGACAAGAUGUUGAGAAAAUUAUUUCUGAUGAUGAAAUUCUAAAUGAAUGCAGGGGUAACAUUAAAGUCGUGGAUGAGCUUAUACCAAAUCAAAUCAGCUCAACAAGAGUAAGGGACUGCAUUUCAAGGGGAUUGUCCAUAAAAUAUCUGACAGUAGACGAAGUGAUAGAUUAUAUAAGGGAACAACAUUUGUACUUGACUCCAUGUGCAAGCUAACUGGACAGGAUUUGUAUUCCAAGCCUACACGAGGGUAUCCUGUGCCUUCCUUCUGCAGGGCAUUCUAGAAUUUAUUUGAUUAACACAAAGCCUAUUUCAUCUUCUUAGAAAGAAUCUUUGUAGUCUCUCUUUCAGCUCCAAGAGAUUGAUUACGAGACGAAGAAUUCGGUGUCUGGGCGAUUCAUUCAUACCUUACUGUAAAGAGUAAACAACGAUUUUACUUACACUUAAAACCAUUUUCUUGUCUAUUGUAAUUGGCAAUUUAACCUGUGAAAUCCCGUCCAAAAAUGUAGUCAAACCACUUAAAUUGCUGAAA
Alnus glutinosa is the source of this 1306-nucleotide messenger RNA. RefSeq names its product nicotinamide/nicotinic acid mononucleotide adenylyltransferase. Gene Ontology annotation, biological process: NAD+ biosynthetic process. The record is from RefSeq and is a predicted model, not a curated record. Bases 241 to 990 code for a protein of 249 amino acids. NCBI's taxonomy places the organism in Eukaryota, Viridiplantae, Streptophyta, Magnoliopsida, Fagales, Betulaceae. The transcript has 10 exons. Gene Ontology annotation, molecular function: nicotinamide-nucleotide adenylyltransferase activity; nicotinate-nucleotide adenylyltransferase activity.